AUGAACACUUUCUACAUUAAAAGACACGUUGACUAUAACAUUCUGAAGCAGAAAAAGAGCAGUUUGGCCUCCUCCAAGAUUCAGCGCAUCUUCAAAGAGCAUCGUGAACAAGAUAGUGAAUUCAUGCAUGUUGAUAACCUGGUUCAUUUCUAUUUCACAGUUGAUACAGCUUAUUCCAAGCUGUACAGUGACUUUAUGAACAAGAAGGCGUUUGAAACUAGGAAUUUGGUUGAUUCCAAGACUGUUUUUGAAGAGUAUGAGGAAUUCAAUAAGGAUAUUGCAAGAGAGUUGUUGGUGACGACCACAUUGGGCAAAGACGACCUGGUUAUCGUACACGACCACGAUCUACUGCUCAUUGGGAAGUAUUUGCCGUGUAAAGUGGCAAUGAGAAAUGUCUGUUUCGACAGCUUCUUUCUUUACAGGGUGCCAUUCUACGAACAGGUUAUUGAAGCAAUGCAAUGCACCAAUGUCACUGUCUUCUUCAAGGAGGAAGACCACUACAAUGCAUUCAACAGGUUUCUUGAGACGUCCUAUGACUUCGAACAGAGUCAUAAUGGUGUAUUCAUUGAGAAAUACAUCAAUAAGAAGAAGAUGCUUGAAAUAAUUGAAGGAGUGAAGUGUAAGGAGAAUGAGAAGAACAGGGUUGUUUUGGAUACGAAAUAUCUGCUGGAUGCUGAGACACUGAUUGAGAGCGGAAACCAGAACGUGUUCUACCUGAUAAGAAUAGAAGUAGAUUUCAAUGAAGAAAUAGAUAGGUUAAUUCAAUACUACCAGAAGAGUUACAGAAAUUUGACAAUGAAGACAAUAAGCAACACUGAUCAGCUGAUAAAGGCAUUCAUGCAACAGAAUACAGUUUACGUUGGUACAGAAUACGACCAUUAUGCAAAACAAUUAGGCAUAAAGAUGCAUAAUUUAGAAUAUAAGCAUGAAUUACUGUCUAUGAAUGAUGAAUCCAUAACAAAGAGAAGUGGAUACGUUCUAAAUGAGUUAGAAUACGUCAAACUCUUCGGAUACUACAACAAAUGUACAUUUGAUAUUGAGAAUGAAGAAGAAAUGGAACAGAAACAAGGCAGGGCAGAAAUAAGGAUAAAAGAGGCAAUAAACGGCCAUGUGGAAUCAAAGGGAGACUUUGAGCAACUCAGAAAGAGCCAUAGCAAAGAAAUUGGCUCAACCUGUGCACGAAACCCAAAAGAAGCCAGAAAACUAACAGAUGGCAUAAUAGCAGAAAUGAGGGGAAUAAACAGAAUACUACUGGAUUACGAUGGAACAUUAAGAGAAAUAGAAAAGAAUCCAUUGGAUGCAGUACCAACAGAAGAAAUACUACAAAUCCUACAGGAAAACAGUGAUAGAAUCGUAUUAUGCACAGGUAGAAGCAGGGAGAUCUGUGAAAAGUGGUUUCCUAUUGGAAUACAGGUAUAUGCUGAACAUGGUGGACUAUUCAGAGAUAAAAGUGGCAAAUGGAAGGUAUCAGAACAUGCGAGAAGGAAGCUGACAGCCAAAGAAGUUGAAUCAUUGGAAAUGGAGAAUAGGAAUGAAUCAGUGAUUCAUGAUAACAUAGCUGAUAUUCUGAAAUAUUACGCAAAAAGAACACCAGGAUGCGUGUUAGAGAAGAAGGAGAUGGGAUACGCAUUUCACUACCGAAAUGUCGAUUUGCAAAGCACUCCAUUUGUCAUCAGACACCUUUUCAGGGACCUAGCAAAAGUACAGCGAAUCUACAACUUUCUUGUAACUAAGGCAAAAAUGAACAUGGAGGUGAAGAUGGCAAGCAAGAAGGAUGCAGUAGACGAAAUAGACCCAAUGGUGGUUGCUGGAGAUGACGUAACAGACGAAGACAUGUUCAUGGCAGCAAAUAGUGACUGCUAUACGAUAAAAGUGGGAAUGGGUAAAACAUGGGCAAAAUACCACGUGGAGGACACCAGCGAGCUACUGGAGAAGUUGCGGCUGAUUCUGGGACUGAAACAGUGA
Molecule: messenger RNA, 1965 nt
Organism: Enterospora canceri
Lineage: Eukaryota; Fungi; Microsporidia; Enterocytozoonidae
Source: the annotation of a GenBank genome assembly